Aspergillus sclerotioniger CBS 115572 is the source of this 1185-nucleotide messenger RNA. Its product is annotated as cation diffusion facilitator family transporter. The transcript is spliced from 2 exons. NCBI's taxonomy places the organism in Eukaryota, Fungi, Ascomycota, Eurotiomycetes, Eurotiales, Aspergillaceae. Gene Ontology annotation, molecular function: monoatomic cation transmembrane transporter activity. Gene Ontology annotation, cellular component: membrane. Gene Ontology annotation, biological process: monoatomic cation transport; transmembrane transport. The record is from RefSeq and is a predicted model, not a curated record. The coding region runs from base 1 to 1185 and encodes 394 amino acids.
AUGACCACCCAAUCCAGAGACCACGGUGGCCACCAUGGUCACCAUCACCACCACCACCACCAUCAUGACAAUGUCUACCUCACCUCCACCGAUAAGCAUGAUGCAGGCGUGCGGAUAACCCGGCUUGGUCUGGUUGCCAACCUCGCCAUGGCCAUCGGGAAGUUCAUCGGCGGCUACGUGUUCCAUUCCCAGGCCCUCAUCGCUGAUGCAUACCACGCCCUCACCGACUUGGUUUCCGAUUUUCUGACAUUAGGCACGGUCGCCUGGUCGCUCAGACCCCCGAGCGAGCGAUUCCCUAAUGGUUACGGCAAGAUUGAGAGUAUCGGAGCGUUAGGGGUUAGCGGGCUGUUGCUCUGCGGAGGUGUGUUUAUGGGUCUCAAUUCCGGCCAGGUCCUCCUGGGUCAGUUUUACCCCGAGGCUGCAGAAGCUAUCGCACAUGUGGGCGCCCUGGGACACAGUCACUCGCAUAGCCAUGGCGUCGAUGCAUUGGGUCCGAGCAUUCAUGCAGCAUGGCUAGCUGCGGGGUCCAUCGUGGUGAAGGAGUGGCUCUACCAUGCUACCAUGAAAGUCGCUACGGAGCGCAAGUCUUCCGUGUUGGCCUCCAAUGCCAUCCACCAUCGCAUCGAUUCCCUCACCAGCAUUGUCGCUCUCUUUACGAUCGGGGGAACCUACCUCUUCCAAGACGCCUCCUGGCUGGAUCCUGUGGGUGGACUGUUGAUUUCGCUGAUGGUCAUCAAGGCCGGGUGGGGAAAUACAAAGACGUCGCUGUUGGAGCUGGCCGAUACCACCGUCGACGAUGAUAUUAGGGAAUCGGUACAGAAAGCCGCGGCCAAGAUGCUGGCUAAGCUGGAGGGCGGUGAUGCGAUCAAAGUCCGUGAUGUGCAGGGCAUGAAGUCAGGACAAAACUAUCUGAUGGAUAUUGAGAUCGCUGUGCCGGGCGCGUGGUCUGUCAGCCGAACCCGGGGGAUCGAGGAGUCGGUCCGCAAUGCGGUCGGGGAAGGCGUGCGUGGGGUCAAGCGUCUCAAGGUCCGAUUUAUUCCCUUGGAGCAUGAGGAGUUGACCUUUACGGAGGAGUUCAUUCCCGCGGAUGUCACGUCUCGCGCGCGCGCUGAGCCUGAGGAGGAGGAUGAGCAUGAUCACGAGCAUGACCAUGAACAUGAAAAGGAACCCCGCAAAACACGCUGA